Molecule: messenger RNA, 12760 nt
Organism: Cyanistes caeruleus (blue tit)
Lineage: Eukaryota; Metazoa; Chordata; Aves; Passeriformes; Paridae
Source: RefSeq, a predicted model, not a curated record
GGGUAAAGAGUUGCGGAGAGGCAGAGGCGGCCAUGGGAGAUCCCGAGCGGGGCGUCUGCUGAGACUGCAGCAUCAUGGUGAAAAGGAAAAGCUCAGAGGGCCAGGAGCAGGAGAGUGGCCGUGGCAUCCCUCUGCCCAUCCAGACCUUCCUAUGGAGGCAAACCAGUGCAUUUUUAAGACCUAAACUGGGGAAACAAUAUGAAGCUUCCUGUGUGUCUUUUGAAAGAGUUUUGGUAGAAAACAAGCUUCAUGGCCUUUCUCCAGCUCUCUCUGAAGCCAUCCAGAGCAUUUCUCGCUGGGAACUUGUCCAAGCUGCGCUCCCUCAUGUGCUGCACUGCACUGCAACACUGCUCUCCAACAGGAAUAAGCUAGGACAUCAGGAUAAGCUUGGAGUAGCUGAAACAAAGCUCCUUCACACCCUUCACUGGAUGCUGCUGGAGGCUCCUCAGGACUGCAGCAAUGACAGACUUGGAGGAGACAGAGGCUCUAGCUGGGGAGGGAGCAGCAGUGCCUUUAUCCACCAGGCUGAAAACCAAGGAUCACCAGGACAUCCCCGGCCCAGCGCCGUGGCUGAUGAGGAGGAGAAUAACAGAAGGAAGUUCUUCCAGAAUUCCAUGGCCACAGUAGAGCUAUUUGUGUUCCUCUUCGCUCCCCUCGUCCACAGGAUCAGGGAGUCUGACCUGACAUUCCGGUUGGCUAGUGGCCUUGUUAUUUGGCAGCCAAUGUGGGAACACAGGCAGCCUGAAGUUUCUGCCUUCAAUGCUCUUGUAAAACCCAUCAGGAACAUCAUUACAGCCAAGAGAAGUUCUCCCACCAAUAAUCAGAGCAUGACUUGUGAAUCCCCUAAUCUGGACAGCGGACGUACUGAGGGACUGCAGGUGGUCUGUGAGACAGCACAGCCAGAUCCCGUACCUCCAAAGGCUUCUGUUUCAGCAUGUCAUCCUGGAAACUCCUUGGAUGGAAGUGUGUCCUCCCAAACCUCCCAGGAGAGAAGUACUGCACAUCCCAGGGUGUCCUUGGUGAUUCCACCGUGCCAGAAGUCUCGCUAUGCCACGUACUUCGACGUGGCCGUGCUGCGCUGCUUGCUGCAGCCCCACUGGUCCGAGGAAGGCACGCAGUGGUCACUGAUGUACUACCUGCAGAGGCUGAGGCACAUGCUGCAGGAAAAACCAGAGAAGCCACCCGAGCCUGAGAUCACCCCUUUGCCAAGGCCUCGCAGCAGCUCCAUGGUGGCUGCUGCUCCCUCUCUGGUGAACACCCACAAAACCCAGGAUCUUACAAUAAAAUGUAAUGAGGAAGAAAAAUCACUAAGCACGGAGGCAUUUUCCAAGGUUUCACUGACCAACUUGCGUAGACCAGCAGUACCAGAUCUCUCCACAGACCUGGGCAUGAACAUCUUCAAAAAGUUUAAGAGCCGCAAAGAGGACCGGGAGCGCGAGCGCAAAGGGUCAAUCCCGUUCCACCACGCCGGGAAGAAGCGGCAGCGGCGGAUGGGGGUUCCCUUCCUCCUCCACGAGGAUCACUUGGAUGUCUCCCCCACUCGCAGCACUUUCUCCUUCGGCAGCUUCUCUGGAAUUGGGGAGGACCGGCGUGGCAUGGAGAGAGGAGGGUGGCAAACCACCAUAUUAGGAAAGUUCACCCGGAGAGGGAGCUCUGACACAGCGACGGAGAUGGAGGGACUGAGCGCCAGGCACUCGCACUCCCAUCACACGCUGGUCUCUGAGCUGCCAGACCCCUCAAACAGCCAUGGAGACAACACAGUCAAAGAAGUGAGGUCCCAGAUCUCCACCAUCACUGUGGCAACCUUCAACACUACCCUGGCCUCGUUCAACGUGGGAUACGCCGAUUUCUUCAGCGAGCACAUGAGGAAGCUCUGCAACCAGGUGCCCAUCCCUGAGAUGCCCCACGAGCCACUUGCAUGUGCCAACCUCCCCCGCAGCCUGACGGACUCCUGCAUCAAUUACAGCUGCUUGGAGGACACGGAUCACAUUGAUGGAACCAACAGCUUUGUCCACAAGAAUGGCAUGCUGGAUCUCUCGGUGGUCCUGAAGGCUGUUUACUUGGUUCUGAACCACGAUAUCAGUUCCCGGAUUUGUGACGUGGCGCUGAACAUCGUGGAGUGCUUACUGCAGCUUGGCGUGGUGCCCUGCGUGGAGAAAGUUCGGAGGAAGAGCGACAACAAAGAAAAUGAGGCCCCUGAAAAGAGACCAAGUGAAGGAUCCUUCCAGCUUAAAGGGGCUGCUUCUGGUUCAGCUUGUGGCUUUGGGCCACCUCCAAUUAGUGGAGCUGGAGACGGAGAAGAAGAAGGAGGUGGUGGAGGAGGUGGGGGUGGCGGAGGUGAUGGAGGUGGUGGAGGAGGAGGAGGGCCAUAUGAGAAGAAUGACAAAAAACAAGAAAAGGAUGAAGGCCCAUCUGUCAGCACCCAUAGGCUGGCACUCACAAUGCUGAUCAAAAUUGUCAAGUCCUUGGGUUGUGCCUAUGGUUGUGGAGAAGGACACCGAGGGCUCUCUGGAGAUCGCCUGAGACUCCAGGUAUUCCGGGAGAAUGCCCAGAACUGCCUCACGAAACUGUACAAACUGGAUAAGAUGCAAUUCCGGCAGACGGUGAGAGAUUAUGUGAACAAGGAUUCUCUCAAUAAUGUGGUGGAUUUCCUGCAUGCUUUACUAGGAUUCUGCAUGGAGCCAGUCACUGAUAAUAAGGCUGGAUUUGGGAAUAACUUCAGCACAGUGGACAACAAGUCUACAGCCCAAAGUGUAGAAGGCAUUAUUGUGAGUGCCAUGUUCAAGUCAUUGAUCACUCGCUGUGCAUCCACUACACAUGAGCUCCACAGCCCAGAAAACCUGGGUUUGUACUGUGAUAUCCGACAGCUGGUCCAGUUCAUCAAGGAGGCCCAUGGGAAUGUAUUUCGGAGAGUGGCACUCAGUGCCCUCCUGGACAGUGCUGAAAAGUUAAUACCAGGAAAAAAGACAGAGGAAGCAGAGCAAGACCCAAAACCUUCUGGCAGCAAAAGGUCUGAGGCAGGAAGUGUGAUCAUUGACAAAGGGCAGGCCUCAGCUGCCCCUGAUGAAUGCCGGAGUUACGUCUCCAGCCGCCCAAUGCAAACUCCAGAGCACGAUGAGCAAAUCCAAGGGGCCAAUCUGGGACGCAAGGACUUCUGGAGGAAGAUGUUUAAGUCACAGAGUGCAGCUAGUGAUACCAGUAGCCAGUCUGAGCAGGACACAUCCGAGUGCACCACGGCUCACUCCGGAACCACCACAGACAGGCGCUCCCGCUCUCGCUCCCGACGGAUUUCCCUUCGAAAGAAACUCAAACUUCCCAUAGGUAAAUGGAACUGGCUGAAGCGCUCCUCCCUCUCUGGCCUGGCUGAUGGAGUGGAAGAUCUCCUAGAUAUCAGCUCUGUGGACCGUCUCUCCUUCAUCAGGCAGAGCUCCAAGGUGAAGUUUACCAGCGCAGUGAAGCUGUCUGAAGGAGGGGGGACGGGAGGAGGCCUGGACAACGGGCGAGACGAAGAGGAGAAUUUCUUCAAGCGUCUUGGUUGCCAUAGCUUUGACGAUCACUUGACCUCCAAACAAGAAGGAGGAAAAUCCAAGAACGUUGUGAACCUGGGAGCCAUCCGCCAAGGCAUGAAGCGCUUUCAGUUUCUGCUCAACUGCUGUGAGCCAGGCACCAUCCCUGAUGCCUCCAUUUUGGCAGCAGCUCUAGAUCUUGAAGCUCCUGUGGUGGCACGAGCAGCCCUGUUCCUCGAGUGCGCGCGUUUCGUUCACCGCUGCAACCGCGGCAACUGGCCCGAGUGGAUGAAGGGCCACCAUGUGAACAUCACCAAGAAGGGGCUGUCCCGUGGCCGUUCCCCUAUCGUGGGCAACAAAAGGAACCAGAAGCUGCAGUGGAAUGCAGCUAAGCUCUUCUACCAGUGGGGAGAUGCGAUUGGUGUCCGCCUCAACGAGCUGUGCCAUGCUGAGAGCGAGAGUCCUGCCAACCUGCUUGGCCUCAUUUAUGAUGAGGAGACCAAGAGGCGCCUGAGAAAGGAGGAUGAGGAAGAAGACUUUUUAGAUGACAGCACUGUGAAUCCUACCAAAUGUUGUUGUCCUUUUGCACUAAAAAUGGCUGCGUGUCAGCUCCUGCUGGAGAUAACCACUUUCCUUCGAGAGACCUUUCCCUACAUGCCCAGACCACGGACAGAACCUCUCGUGGACCUGGAGUGCUGCAGGCUGCGUCUGGAUCCUGAGAUGGACAGACACAGGUAUGAGAGAAAGAUCAGCUUUGCUGGGGUUCUGGAUGAAAAUGAAGAUUCAAAGGAUUCCCUACACAGCAGCAGCCACACCCUCAAAUCUGAGGCUGGCUUCGAGGAGAAAAAAGAAGGGAGCCCUUGGAGUGCAAGCGAGCCCAGCAUUGAGCACGAGGUACUGAGCAACACGGGCAUGGAGGAGAACUAUCAUCGGAACAUGUCGUGGCUGCACGUUAUGAUCCUAUUAUGCAACCAGCAGAGUUUCAUAUGCACACACAUUGACUACUGUCACCCACACUGCUACCUCCACCACAGCCGGUCCUGUGCUCGCCUUGUCCGGGCCAUCAAGCUGCUGUAUGGAGAUACAGUGGACUCCCUGAGAGGGAACAGCACUUUGAACAACGUGGCAAGAGGCAAAAAACAAAAGGAAUGCUCAGACAAGUCAUGCCUGAGAACUCCUUCUCUUAAAAAGAGAGUGAUCGAUAUCAACUUGGAAGGGAAGAAGGACUCUGGAAUGCUAAAGUACAUCAGGAAUCAGGUCAUGAGUCUCUCCCCUGCCCCUUUGUCACUGCUGAUCAAGGCAGCUCCUAUCCUCACCGAGGAGAUGUACGGGGACAUCCAGCCAGCAGCAUGGGAGCUCCUGCUCAGUGUGGAUGAGCACAUGGCUGGAGCAGCAGCUGCCAUGUUCCUGCUGUGUGCUGUGAAAGUGCCAGAGGCCGUUUCUGACAUGCUGAUGUCCGAAUUUCAUCACCCAGAAACAGUGCAGAGACUGAAUGCCAUUCUUAAAUUUCACACACUCUGGAGGUUCAGAUAUCAAGUGUGGCCAAGGAUGGAAGAGGGAGCUCAGCAGAUCUUCAAGAUUCCCCCUCCAAGUAUAAACUUCACUCUGCCUUCUCCUGUGCUGGGGAUGCCAUCUGUGCCAAUGUUUGACCCUCCCUGGGUGCCUCAGUGCAGUGGGAGUGUGCAGGAUCCUAUCAAUGAAGAUCAGUCGAAGUCAUUUUCUGCCCGAGCUGUGUCACGGUCCCAUCAGAGAGCUGAGCAUAUCCUGAAGAACCUGCAGCAGGAGGAAGAGAAGAAACGCCUGGGCCGGGAAGCCAGUCUUAUCACUGCCAUCCCCAUCACUCAGGAGGCCUGCUACGAGCCAUCCUGUACACCAAGCUCUGAGCAGGAGGAAGAAGUAGAAGAAGUUGCCAACCUGGCCUCCCGCCGUCUCUCUGUGAGUCCAUCCUGCACCUCCAGUACUUCUCACAGGAAUUAUUCUUUCCGCCGUGGCUCUGUGUGGUCAGUGCGCUCAGCAGUCAGUGCAGAAGAUGAAGAACACACCACUGAGCACACUCCAAACCAUCACGUGCCUCAGCCACCUCAGGCUGUGUUUCCAGCGUGCAUCUGUGCAGCAGUGCUCCCCAUUGUCCAUUUGAUGGAAGAUGGAGAAGUCCGGGAGGAUGGAGUAGCUGUAAGUGCUGUUGCUCAGCAGGUUCUGUGGAACUGCUUAAUUGAAGACCCCUCUACAGUUCUGCGCCACUUCCUUGAGAAGCUCACGAUCAGCAAUCGACAGGACGAGCUGAUGUAUAUGCUAAGGAAGCUUUUGUUGAACAUUGGAGACUUUCCUGCCCAGACAUCUCAUAUCCUCUUUAACUACUUGGUAGGAUUGAUCAUGUAUUUUGUACGGACUCCGUGUGAAUGGGGCAUGGAUGCAAUUUCUGCCACUCUUACCUUCCUUUGGGAAGUGGUGGGUUAUGUUGAAGGACUCUUCUUCAAGGAUCUCAAACAGACCAUGAAGAAGGAACAGUGUGAAGUGAAGCUGCUGGUGACUGCCUCAAUGCCAGGCACAAAAACCCUUGUUGUGCAUGGACAGAAUGAGUGUGACAUCCCAACGCAGUUACCAGUCCACGAGGACACACAGUUUGAGGCUCUUCUGAAGGAAUGCUUGGAGUUUUUUAACAUACCUGAAACUCAGUCUUCUCAUUAUUUCUUAAUGGAUAAGCGUUGGAAUCUCAUUCAUUACAACAAGACCUACGUCCGUGAUAUUUAUCCUUUCCGGAGGUCAGUCUCUCCCCAGCUCAACCUGGUGCAGAUGCACCCAGAAAAGGGUCAAGAGCUCAUUCAGAAGCAGGUGUUCACCCGCAAGCUGGAGGAGGUGGGGCGGGUGCUGUUCCUGAUCUCACUGACACAGAAGAUCCCCCCAGCCCACAAGCAGUCUCACGUGUCCAUGCUCCAGGAGGACCUGCUCCGCCUGCCUUCGUUCCCCCGAAGUGCCAUUGAUGCUGAGUUCUCACUCUUCAGCGAUCCCCAAGCUGGGAAAGAGCUCUUUGGCCUGGAUACCCUUCAGAAAAGCUUGUGGAUUAAGCUGCUGGAAGAGAUGUUCCUCGGCAUGCCCAGCGAGUUCCCGUGGGGGGACGAGAUCAUGCUGUUCCUGAACGUGUUCAACGGCGCUCUGAUCCUGCACCCCGAGGACAGUGCCCUGCUGCGGCAGUACGCUGCCACCGUCAUCAACACGGCCGUGCACUUCAACCACCUCUUCUCCCUCAGCGGCUACCAGUGGGUGCUGCCCAGCAUGCUGCAGGUGUACUCCGACUACGAAAGCAACCCCCAGCUGCGCCAGGCCAUUGAGUUCGCGUGCCGCCAGUUCUACGUCCUGCACCGCAAGCCCUUUAUCCUGCAGCUGUUUGCCAGCGUGGCCCCUCUCCUGGAGUUCCCUGAUGCUACAAACAACGGGACCAGCAAAGGAGUGUCAGCUCAGUGCCUGUUUGACCUGCUGCAGUCUUUGGAGGGAGAUACUCCAGACAUUUUGGACAUCUUAGAGCUGGUGAAAGCAGAAAAGCCUCUCAAGUCAUUAGACUUCUGCUAUGGGAAUGAAGACUUGACCUUUUCCAUCAGUGAAGCCAUCAAGCUGUGUGUGACAGUGGUGGCUUAUGCUCCUGAGUCAUUCAGAAGCCUCCAGAUGCUGAUGGUUCUGGAAGCCCUGGUUCCCUGUUACCUGCAAAAAUUGAAGCGACAAACCUCUCAAGUGGACACUGGGACAGCAGCUCGUGAGGAGAUUGCUUCUAUGGGUGCCCUUGCCACCUCUUUGCAGGCUCUCCUGUACAGUGUAGAAGUUCUCACCAGGCCUAUGACAGCCCCACAGAUGAGCAGAUGUGACCAAGGUCAUAAAGGGACCACAACAGCAAACCAUACCAUGUCAGCAGGUGUGAACACCAGGUACCCAGAACAGGGAGCCAAACUGCACUUUAUCAGGGAGAAUCUUCAUUUAAUGGAGGAGGGCCAGGGUCUUCCUCGAGAGGAGCUGGAUGAACGAAUUGCCAGAGAGGAGUUCAGGAGACCACGGGAGUCUCUGCUGAAUAUCUGCACAGAGUUUUACAAGCACUGUGGUCCGAGGCUGAAGAUCCUGCAGAAUCUGGCUGGUGAGCCCCGAGUGACUUCUCUGGAGCUGCUGGAUGUGAAGUCCCACAUGAGACUGGCAGAAAUCGCACACUCCCUGCUGAAGCUGGCCCCCUACGACACGCAGACGAUGGAGAGCCGCGGGCUCCGGCGCUACAUCAUGGAGAUGCUGCCCAUCACUGACUGGACAGCUGAGGCGGUGAGACCUGCCCUGAUCCUCAUCCUAAAGAGAUUGGAUCGUAUGUUCAAUAAAAUUCACAAGAUGCCUACUCUGAGGCGCCAGGUUGAGUGGGAGCCUGCCAGCAGUUUGAUUGAAGGGGUUUGUUUGACACUUCAGAGGCAGCCUAUCAUAUCCUUCCUGCCUCACCUUAGGUCUCUGAUCAAUGUCUGUGUCAAUCUGGUGAUGGGAGUGGUAGGACCCUCCAGUGUGGCUGACGGAUUACCCCUUCUUCAUCUCAGCCCUUAUCUCUCGCCACCUCUGCCCUUCAGCACAGCUGUUGUCCGGCUUGUAGCAUUGCAGAUACAGGCUUUGAAAGAAGAUUUUCCCCUAAGCCAUGUCGUCUCCCCAUUCACCAAUCAGGAAAGAAGGGAAGGAAUGCUUUUAAACCUACUGAUUCCAUUUGUGCUCACAGUAGGAUCUGGAAGCAAAGACAGCCCCUGGCUGGAGCAGCCUGAGGUCCUGCUGCUGCUCCAGACUGUUAUCAAUAUCCUCCUGCCACCUCGCAUCAUCAGCACUUCCCGCAGCAAGAAUUUUAUGCUGGAGAGCUCCCCCGCCCACUGCUCCACACCAGGGGACGCGGGGAAGGACCUGCGGCGCGAAGGGCUGGCAGAAUCCACCAGCCAGGCUGCCUACCUGGCCCUGAAGGUGAUCCUUGUUUGCUUUGAACGCCAGCUGGACAGCCAGUGGUACUGGCUGAGCCUGCAAGUCAAAGAGAUGGCCCUGCGGAAGGUGGGAGGGCUGGCCCUGUGGGAUUUCCUCGACUUUAUCGUUCGAACACGGAUCCCUAUCUUUGUGCUCCUUCGGCCCUUCAUCCAGUGCAAGCUGCUGGCCCAGCCAGCUGAGAACCACGAGGAGCUGACUGCCCGACAGCACAUCUCCGAUCAGCUGGAGAUGCUUCCAAAGCCCCUUGUGCAGAAAGGUCUGGCUGUUCAGCACAGAAGCCAACUCCAGCCUGUCUCCACCCUCUUGUCAGGAAGUUCUUACCAAGGGAAGACAUCUGUCAGCACUGUGGGCACCUCCACGUCUGCUUACCGCCUGAGCCUGGCCACCAUGUCUCGCUCCAACACCGGCACUGGCACGGUCUGGGAGCAGGACAGCGAGCCUUCCCAGCAGGCCUCGCAGGACACGCUGAGCCGCACUGAUGAGGAGGAUGAAGAAAAUGACUCCUUGAGCAUGCCCAGUGUGGUAAGUGAACAAGAAACAUACCUUAUGGGUGCCAUUGGGAGGAGGCGCUUCUCCAGCCAUCUCUCCAGCAUGUCUGCACCUCAGGCUGAGGUGGGCAUGUUACCCAGCCAAAGUGAACCUAAUGUCCUCGAUGACUCCCCGAGCCUGGCCACUGAGGGCAGCCUUUCUAGGGUGGCAAGUGUGCAGAGCGAGCCAGGACAGCAGAACCUCCUUCUGCAGCAGCCCCUGGGGCGGAAGAGAGGGCUACGGCAGCUUCGACGACCGCUGCUGUCACGUCAGAAAACUCAAACCGAACCUCGGAGCCGUCACGGAGCUCGACUUUCAACCACGCGGCGCAGCAUCCAGCCAAAGCCAAAACCCUGCGCGGAGCAGAAGCGGUCGGUGACGUUCACCGAAGCCCAGCCCGAGGCCCCCGCAGCCUGUGCCGUGGACCCGGCGGCACAGCAGCAGGGCUGCAGCCACAGCAGCCCCCAGGCCAGCAGCCAGCAGGAGCCCCCCAGCAAACCUGUGCUGACCUCCUCACCUGCCAUCGUCGUAGCUGAUCUUCACAGCCAGAGCGAGGCACUCUCUGCUGAGGAGGAGAAGGAAAAAGAGGAGGGCUUGGAGUCCCGGCCAACAACAGCACAGGGCACUCCCCCCACCCAGCUCUCUGACACCGAGGACUACGCUGGCCUGGAGACCACCAGCUUGCUGCAGCAUGGGGACACUGUCCUGCACAUCAGUGAGGACAACGGGAUGGAGAACCCUUUGCUGGCUACUCACUUCAGCUUCACGCACGUGGAGCUUGGGGAGACGGAUGUUGAUCUGGACGAAUCUCAUGUUUAACUCUUGGGAAAGCACAGUAAAGGGAGGAGGAAGGAAAUGUGUACCUUUCCUUAGAGUUCCCUGCUAAAGAGUAACUAAUUAAGACAAGAGCACUUUAUUAUCCAACAGCAGGAAAUAGCUAUCAGCUGGUUGCUAUAGACUGGCAAAUUUCUAUUUGUGAGAUCUCUUUUCAGUUCAGGGCAGGACCACAGGAACCAAGAAUUUGUACAGAAUUCUCAGGAUAGGGGUGUGUAGAGCCCUUGUGGUGGUCCAUAGAGCCCUAACCUGGCAGCCAUGUACUGUGAUCAGCAGCCUCACUGGGUAAUGGGCUGUUGGACUGGGUGAGACUGUGUGCCCAAGAUCUAUUUUUGUAGUGUUUUUGGGAGGAGGGCUAUACAGCAGCUGAAGCCAAGGCUGUUACACCUUGGAAACAGUGAAAAGACUGACAGAAAGUACCAAUCUAAAGCUUGAUUUUCUCAAGCCUGGGGCCAUUGUUUCUAACAUGCAGAGCAAUGAUAAGCACCGUAAAGCAAUUGGAUUUUUAUUUUUAAUUUUUUUUUUUUUUGGCACUGCAGACUUUAGCUGAGUUUACUUUUGUCUGUUAGUUCCAUUCCACUCUGUAAAAUAUUGCCCUUGUGCUACAAAAAUACUUGCUCUGUAGAACUGAAUACAGUAUAUACCAUCAGUAGGAAUGCUGUGCACAGACACAGAGCAGGGGCAGGGGCUGAGUGGUUUGCAGGUGGGAUAAACAGCCCACCCUGUGUCCUGCUUUAAUGUCCUGAGCUAUUCAUCUCCACAGCUUAAAAUAAAACUCCAAGAAACUGCAUCUCGAAUGCAUGGACCUUGUGGUCCCAAGCAACUGCUCCCCUGAUGCUGUUGGAUGUACGUAGAGGGAUUUAAAGUAAAUAUUUAUAAACAGUAUUUUCAUGUUACUCUAUAUAUAAAUAUAUAUGUACAUUGUAAACAAAAGAUGGAUAUUGCAGGGCAGAAGCUCGAUGAAAUAAUCUAUUUUUGGCAUGCUGAGAUUGUAUUUUGAAAGGUUCCAUUUUAUGUAUGUAAUGCUCACAGCUGCAAGUAUUAGGUAAAUAUAUGUAACAUUUAUAGAAGGUGGAGAUCCCUGGGGGGAUCAGCUGAAGUCACAGCUGAGUUAAGGGGUUUUGCUGCAGCAUCAUGGAAUUACACUGAAAUGUGAAUUUAGCCAUUAGCUGCUGACAGGCAAACUGCAAAAUAGCUGUGAAACAAACCACGGAAUCAUCAGCAAUGCCCAAAGAUACCCUUGGGAAUCAUUCACUGCCUUUUUUGGCUCAUGGUAGACUAACUGGAGUUUAUAAUCAUGUCAUUAUUGUGCAGAGGAAAAUGUUUUGGAUCAUCCUGAGAGUAUCUAAAAUGUGCUAAUUACCACUUUGGCUCCUGAGGGCUUGCAAUUUGGACACACGCAUCAUAAACCAGCCUUACUAAGGAGGGAAAUGAUAUCCUUCUAGCCAUUUCCAAAGAAAGGACGUGCAGCUCUCCUCAGCGGCUCUCAAACAGCUGCUGAAGCACUGCCCUACAGACGGCAGCCUUGCUGCUGGAGUGCAGCACACGGGUUUUGCUGGGGCUGAGACAAAAACCACACACCCGCUGCAGGUUCCAGCCUGUGGAGCCCUCAGAGCCUCGGGCUGUGCUGCCUGGCGUUUGCCAAAUGCUCACAUCUGACAGGAGCUGCGCACACCGGUCUGGGCAGGGAACUCACUCACAUUAAACCUCUCCAGAGAGCAAAAGCCAUUCUUCUCCCGGGUGCUGAGCAUGCUCUGCUACCACUGUUGGUGAGAGAAGGAGAAUCUCAGCAUGUCUGGGGAACAGCAGGGCUGAAAAAGCGACUAUUUUAUAGUGCACCACCUAUAUCCCCCACAUAUAUGGGGCUAUGUAAUGUACAGGUGGUGAUCUAAUGCAGCUCCAAAGGGAUCUUUUAAGAGAGGUGACAGUGUCCCAACAGGUGUCCUGGAUAACGAACUGUGUCCUCUGCUGAUCAAAAUGUGCUGUACUGCUUCUUAUUUCCUUAUUCCCACUGCAGCCAGAGCCAGAUACCUGUAGGAUGCUGCUUUAGAUUAGCUCCUAGCUCAGAGGUCACUCCAAGAACUGCUGAAUUCCAGAUGUUAGGUUUUAUUAUUAACACUGACGCACAAAUGAGGAAAACCCCCAUCGCUUCACUUUCAAGUCCCAAAGUAGGCUCGGUCACUGGCAGCCUGAGAGGGAGGAAAGCUUCAGAGCCGAGUAAAUGGCUGGGACACAACACAUCCAGAAUUCACGGUGCACUUUAUAGAGUGACCUUUUCUGCAGAAAAUGAGGAAGCAUCUUCCUGAAUGAAAAGUAGAGCCCACCCCCAGUACUCUACUCUAGAGAUGACAAAAUAACUGUGAUUUACUUCAUUUAAUUCAGUGUAUGUAACUUUCAACUUUCCACUGUCACAGGUGAAUCCACAGUAGUAAGCCAUAGCAAGGACUAAAAUGCCUCUUUUUAAUGUCUACCCUACUAGAAAUCAAUGCAACUUAUAAAUGACAUGAUGUGUAAUUUAGUUUUGUCCAGGUGGCCGGGCAGCUGGCUUUGGUUUUGUGGGGCGAUUGCUGAGAGGUGGCACAGCCAGGCCAGCCCGUCAGCCUGACUUCCCACGUCUUUUACUGUCAUAUCAUAUCAUGUUGCAUUUAAUGCCGUCCUGAUGAGUGGCAAACAAAGUACUUUAGCUGGUUUGUGCUUUCCUCCAGUAUCUCUGUACCAGAACUGGUGUUAUUUCUGCUGUGGAGACAUACGAUGCUGCUUUACAUAGUGUUAGACGCCUUAAGCGCAUGUCGUGUUCAGCGAUGUCCGGCUGUGCCUGUCUUGUCCACGUGUCAGUCGGUCCCGUUGCCUCAGCAUUUUAUGCAAACGUUGUCCCGAGGAUUAAAUACAAAGGAACGACGGCAAAGUACAGA